GGCUCGAGUACACAAUGGCUUUUAUUUCUUCGCAACUGUGGUCUUAUCGUGAGUCCUCAACAAUUCACCAUCGAUUGCGGUGAUGCUGAAACCGGCACUUCCCAAAAUGGUUUCCCUGGGUGCAAUAUCCAAUAUCGUUUAUUUCAUGUAUCCCAAGCAUGGGGUAGACAACUGAAUCAAAAAAUUAAACCUGGAUCUACCGCGGGAGACAACCGCGUCACCAGAGGAGAGAUCAUGACAGCUCUAAAAUCGAUCAUUUACGAAGAAAACAUAGACGCGUUCCAUAGGAAGAUCGAAACAUUCUUGCAUACGUACUCUGAG
Molecule: messenger RNA, 321 nt
Organism: Radiomyces spectabilis
Lineage: Eukaryota; Fungi; Mucoromycota; Mucoromycetes; Mucorales; Radiomycetaceae
Exons: 1
Source: RefSeq, a predicted model, not a curated record